Molecule: messenger RNA, 1131 nt
Organism: Zasmidium cellare ATCC 36951
Lineage: Eukaryota; Fungi; Ascomycota; Dothideomycetes; Mycosphaerellales; Mycosphaerellaceae
Exons: 3
Coding region: 1-1131 (376 amino acids)
Biological process (GO): zinc ion transmembrane transport
Cellular component (GO): plasma membrane
Molecular function (GO): zinc ion transmembrane transporter activity
Source: RefSeq, a predicted model, not a curated record
AUGGCAGAAUGUGGAACCGGCACGCGGAAGGAGGACUACAAUCUUCCUUUGCACGUGGGAGCCUUGUUCAUCAUCCUGGGAGUUUCAGCAGGUGCUUGCGCUUUGCCGUUGGUCGCAUUGAAAGUGCCGCAGCUACACAUACCUCCUAAGGCUCUGUUCGUCUUCAGACACUUUGGAACCGGUGUUCUGAUAGCUACUGCCUUUGUCCACCUCUUCCCAACGGCCUUCGUUUCGCUGACGGACCCUUGCCUGCCGAGUUUCUUCAAUGAGCAGUAUCCAGCAUUUGCAGGGGCAAUUGCUCUUGCAGCGGUGUUCAUUAUCACAAUCGCGGAGAUGAUAUUCAGCCCUGGUCGAUCGAUCUGUUCUGGGCCAGAGGCAAAUGCGGCGGCAGCUUGUUGCGACGGGGAACCCAGUGCGAUGCCGUCACGUACUGCGUCGAUGGCCAUCGAUGAGAUUACGCCUGCUCAAAUAACGCCCGAGUUUGGACGAACUAGAUCAGGAAGAUCCCACAAGAAAACCAAGGAUUUCCAGGAGAGUGCUGCAGAUGUUAGCAACGAGGAUCAAACCACGGCCGUCGGACUUGGUCGAACCAGCGAAGACAGUCUUGAUGCCAUGGACGAAAAGGAAGAAAUUCAACAGCGCAAGAAACUUACAAUGCAGUGUAUGCUUCUCGAAUGUGGUAUUUUGUUCCACUCUGUCUUCAUUGGAAUGGCGUUGGCUGUUGCUGUUGGCAGUGAACAGGUCAUCCUCCUGAUUGCCAUUGCGUUUCACCAAUGCUUUGAAGGGUUGGCGCUGGGUUCUCGCAUCGCUACGGUCGGUUGGCGACCACGCGCACUUCAGCCCUGGUUCAUGGCCUUGGCAUAUGGCUGCACAACUCCCCUUGGACAAGCCAUCGGUAUCGCGACUCGCAAUCUUUACGAUCCAGACAGUGAAACUGGCCUCAUCGUCGUCGGUACGAUGAACGCCAUUUCGGCCGGCCUCUUGACUUACACCAGCUUGGUCGAUCUGUUGUCGGAAGACUUCUUGAGCGACGAUAGUUGGCGAUUGUUACGCGGUAACAAGCGACGAAUUGCGAUGUCGUUGGUCUUCCUUGGAGCUUUCUGCAUGAGUUUGAUUGGAGCAUGGGCAUAG